AUGAUUAUCCGGAAUGGAUGGCGCUGGGAAGAGAGAAUUAUAAGGAUCAUUGCCAAUGAAAGAGGGUGGCAUGCGACCCUAGAUAGCUACUCAUCCCUCACGAACAUAAUCGAUCCAAAACUCCUCAUAACCCUCAGAGGUCAAACUGACCUGUAUCACCAAAACAUGUCGAGCUUUUCUACCUUCGUAGGUGCUUGCAAACGAUGGCGUUCUGCCAGUGACACUAAACCCACCCGCCGAAGCGAAUCAGCUAUGGUGGGCUCAAGAAGUAUGAGGACGGGUGGGCUUAAUUACGUCUUUUGUUUAGUCAGCAGAGGGAACAAUAGCGGCUUAAGGGGCUUAAGGGAGAGUUGUUACGAUAGCUGUGUUAAAGCUAGUUUCAACGCUGACACCCACAUAUCUUACAGUAAAUUACCCGCAGAUGAUGAGAUAGGAUGUGCGGGGUUAUCUUGCAUUAGCCAGGAUUGGAGUCUCGCUUCCGCUGGGAGUACCAAUCGACAUGGUGACCCUGCAUGA
This is a messenger RNA of Lindgomyces ingoldianus, 516 nucleotides long. RefSeq lists its product as uncharacterized. NCBI's taxonomy places the organism in Eukaryota, Fungi, Ascomycota, Dothideomycetes, Pleosporales, Lindgomycetaceae. The record is from RefSeq and is a predicted model, not a curated record. Bases 1 to 516 code for a protein of 171 amino acids. The transcript has 6 exons.